UUCACGAAAUCGCUAACUCAUAACACAUUUUUCACUAAUUGUGUUAGGAGCUUCAAAAAUGUCGUUCCUUUAUAUUGCUGCCGGAUUAAGCGCAUUAGUUUACGCGUUGUACUAUUACUUCACAAGAACAUUCAACUACUGGAAGAGCAGAAAUGUUCCCGGACCGGAACCAAUCCCGUUCUUCGGGAACAUCAAGGAAUCAGUUCUACGGCAGAAGAAUAUAGGCAUCAUAAUACAUGAUAUAUAUAAGGCCUAUCCAAACGAGAAAGUGGUUGGACUUUUUAGAAUGACUUCUCCUUGCCUCCUCAUCCGAGAUUUGGACAUUGUUAAACAUAUUAUGAUCAAAGACUUCGAGGUGUUCACUGACCGUGGAGUGGACUUCAGCAAAGAAGGACUGGGACAAAAUUUGUUCCACGCUGAUGGAGAAACAUGGACAGCUUUGAGAAAUAGGUUCAGUCCCAUUUUCACCACAGGUAAAUUGAAAAACAUGUUUUACUUAAUGAAUGAAGGAGCUGACUCAUUUGUGGACUACGUUACUACAGAAUGUCAAACAAGACAAGAGUUUGAAGUGCACCUUCUCCUGCAAUCGUAUACUGUAUCUACUAUUUCCGCCUGUGCCUUUGGAGUUAGUUAUGACAGCCUCCAAGACAAGAUGGAAGCCUUGAAAAUUGUAGAUCAAGUUAUUUCAUCACCAAGUUACAUCGUCGAGUUAGACUUUAUGUACCCAGGACUCUUACGAUCACUUAACCUUUCUCUUUUCCCGAAAGUGGUGCUGCAUUUCUUCGCAAAUCUUGUUGACAAUAUUAUUUCUCAGAGGAAUGGUAAACCAUCAGGACGAAAUGAUUUCAUGGACCUCAUACUAGAACUUCGUCAAAAGGGAGAAGUAGAAAGUACCAAAUACGGACACAGUGGCAAGACUCUAGAAAUAACGUCAGACGUGAUUGCGGCGCAAGCUUUUGUAUUUUAUGUGGCUGGGUAUGAGACUAGUGCAACCACUAUGGGCUACAUGUUGUACCAACUAGCGUUGAAUCCAGACAUCCAAAAGAGGUUGACCGAGGAGAUUGAUGAAUCACUGAAAGCAAACAAUGGACAAAUAACAUACGACACUAUUAAAGAAAUGAAGUACUUAAACAAAGUAUUUGAUGAAACUCUACGAAUGUAUUCGAUUGUGGAACCUCUACAGAGGAAAGCUGUAAGAGAAUACAAAGUUCCCGGUACUGACUUGACAAUAGAAAAGGACACGAUAGUACUUGUAUCUCCGAGAGGAAUUCACUAUGAUGAAAAAUAUUACGACAACCCUGAAGUAUUCAACCCUGACAGAUUCGACCCGGAGGUGGCGGGCAACCGCCAUCCGUGCGCCUACUUACCAUUUGGAAUUGGACAACGAAACUGUAUCGGCAUGCGGUUUGGCAGACUUCAAUCUCAACUAUGUAUAACGAAGUUGUUGUCCAAGUUCCAAGUGGAGCCGUCUAAGAAUACCGCUAGAAACUUGGAGGUGGAACCUCACCGCGGUAUCAUCGGGCCAAAGGGAGGAAUCAAAUUAAAUGUUGUUCCGAGAAAGAUAAAAUCUUAAAAACCUAUUGGAUUCCAACCGGAAAAUAUGAUAAAACCCUCCAUAAAUAAAAACCGAAAUAUAUCCAGAAUCGUGUCUGUAUAAAAGAAAAUAUGUAUAGGACUAAUAUAAUGGUUUGAAGUCAGUCUUACAAUUUAUUCUGAAAUCGUCAGUGGUUGAAGUGAAAGGUAUAGGUAAAGUAAAAGUUUUACUUGAUUAUUAUACUUAUACCAAAAUUCUGAAAAAAACAAUGCAUCUCUAUUUAGAUGAGCCACGAUUUUGUAAAGUGAUUAUACUGGGACGAAACACCAUAAUAAACCCAGAAAACGCAGCCUUCUUUUGGCGUCUAAACAUUCCUUUGGAAAUUAGAUUUUUUAAGUAUGUACCUAGUGUAUGUGUUUGGAAAUACCUAUGUACUAUGUACAGAAAAACGAAGAAUUACCACAAGUCAUUAUUACGUUAGGUGUGGUUAUCAAACAAGGUAUAUAUUGGAUGUAGUAAUCCGACCAGAUUAUGAGACUGACAACGUGAAAAGAUAAGUUGAUAAGUUUGCAACAAUGUAUGUAUAGAAUGGAACCGAAACAUAUUAUCUAAUCGUUGAUUAUUUAAUGUUCUGAUUAUAACGUGUGUGUAUGAUACUAUUAGAUUUAUAGUACUUUACUGGUUUAGGGAAAAUUGUACCUUAUGCUAUAAACUUUAUGUUUCAAAUUCCAAAGAAACCAUUGCAGCUAUUGUAAAUAUUUAGUUUUUAACUUUUGUGAUGGUAUAUGCCUAAAUUCUAUAUUAUAAAUUAUAUAAUAAAACUUAUACAAAAAUUA
Spodoptera litura is the source of this 2370-nucleotide messenger RNA. RefSeq names its product cytochrome P450 6B6. Gene Ontology annotation, molecular function: oxidoreductase activity, acting on paired donors, with incorporation or reduction of molecular oxygen; iron ion binding; monooxygenase activity. Lineage: Eukaryota; Metazoa; Arthropoda; Insecta; Lepidoptera; Noctuidae. The record is from RefSeq and is a predicted model, not a curated record.